GCGAACGACAGGUAGACGUUUCCGUCGGCUGCACGCGCUGCCAGGUACGGGAAACGCGCGCGCGCGCGCGCGAGUGUAUUCUCACUAGCGGCGGUGGUAUCGUCGAUCGCGGCGGAGACGCGUCAAAAUCUUGUAUCGAAAUCUGAGUGAAUUAUGGCGUAAAUCAUGCGACGAAGGCGCCAAGUGCGACGUGAAUGAAGUCCGAGUCACCUCAUCACCGUCGCUCGUCAUCACAUUCCGCUGGCGUGAUUGCAAAGCGUGGAGGGAACGGGGGAGGAAGGAAAGCGGACCAACCAUCGCCGCCGCAUGUCGAACCGCGCGCUCGCAUACGUAAAUAUACCUGCACAAAUUACAAACACAUAACAAUGGAACACUCAGAGCUAGUGGCAGAAAUGGUACAUGUUGAAAGACUGACAACACAAGAACGUUUACAUUUGGCACGUCAUCGUAGACUACAGCAAUUGAAAGUAUGGAGACAACGUGAAAAGGAAUGGUUACGGCAUCAAACUAGGCAUACAAGUAACAAACGGCACAUAUAUUUUAGCGAUAGUGUUAUGUUAUUAGAAGCCGCUGCAAGAAAUGAUAUCGAUGAAGUAAGACGACUUUUGAAGAAAGGUGUAAAUCCCGACUCAACAAACGAAGAUGGUUUAACGGCGCUGCAUCAGUGUUGCAUAGAUGAUAAUGAAGAAAUGAUGAAGUUACUUAUUGAAUUUGGUGCUAAUGUAAAUGCAGAAGAUAGUGAAAAAUGGACACCAUUACAUGCUGCUGCUACAUGUGGUCACUUACACUUAGUUAAAUAUCUUAUUGCUAGAGGUGCAAAUUUAUUAGCUGUUAACGCUGAUGGCAAUAUGCCAUAUGAUAUUUGUGAAGAUGAAAAAACAUUGGAUUGCAUCGAAGGAGAGAUGGCGAGGCGAGGAGUUACUCAAGAAUUAAUAGAUGAAACAAGAGCCUCAACCGAGGUUCAAAUGUUACGCGAUUUGCAAAAAAUUGCUUCUUUAGGAGGUGAUCUUGAAUAUAAGGAUCAUCAAGGGGCCACACCUCUUCACAUUGCAGCGGCAAAUGGCUACUUACGAGUUGUAGAAUUUCUUCUUGAUCAACAUGUAUCAACAGAUGUAGAGGACAAUGAUAAGUGGCAGCCGGUUCACGCAGCUGCAUGUUGGGGACAUUUGGAAGUACUUGAAUUAUUGGUGCAAAAUGGAGCAGACCUAAAUGCAAAAAAUAAGCAUGAUGAAACCCCUGCAGAUAUAUGCGAAGAUCCAGAAAUUAGGGAGAGAAUAAUGGAAUUGAAAACGGAACAGGAGAGUAAACGACUUCGUGAAGCACAGGGACGGAGAGUACGCAGAUCGCAGAGUAUAAAUACGCGGACGCAGAGCGUGCGUCGAACAUCCAUACGAGACAAAGUUCUUACUACUAAAAAAGAUGCUCAAGAAGAAGCACGUUUUAGGUUACAAGCACAACAGACAUACGUUGGUGCUCCUGCACCUAGUAUUCCACCACUGGAGAAUAAUGCGCAGGAAGUAGGAGACCACGAGACUGAUUCUAGCACAUUGCCGCCAGCAGUGCGAAAAGGUCCCGAAGGAAAAGACAAUGAGUCUUUUCUUCAUGAAGAUGUUGAUAAAGAUUCAGCAGUGACAGGGCUUGAUCAGCCGGUCGGCAGUCAGCAGCAGUCGCCGAUUUACGCUACAGACAGCGAUUCCAACGGCAAGAUCAACAUACAUGUGUCCGUUGUUUUCGUCAAAUCCUUAUCAGAUCUGAAGAAGCAACGGGCGCAGAAUCGGCACAUAUCCGGCGGCUCGUUGGACGCUAACGGAAAUGGGAUCCCUAUGCCGGUUUCAUCCAUCUCCAAUUCCGAUCUCAGCGCUGAUGACUUUACGCAACGCUUCACUGGCAAUACCAGUGAGAUCGUCGGCGACAAUCACACGGAGAAGAACUGCUGCACCGUCAUGUAACGCAUUUAUUUACGUAAACCUCUUCCAAUUUCGUUUUUCCUCGUCUUCCUCACAUUAUCACGCGAAAACAUUAACACACUGAAUGUUUGCGCUUCUCACAAAAAAGAAAAAAAAAAUGAGAAAGUGUUCCUGCGAUUAUCUUUUAGUAUUUUUUUCAGAGAAGACUCAAUGCGUGUGCUGUGUUCUUAAAUUUUUGCAAUUUUGCAAAUUGUACAUACAUUCAAUCCAAUUUCGAGUCGUAAUUUUUUUUUAAUUUUAUUUAAAUAUUAUAUACAUAGCGCGAUAUAUUUGUACAUUUGAGAUAUAUGUAUGUAUACAUCGCAAAUAAUAUCCGCAGCAUGUUGACAGCUUUAAAUUCGAGAUAAUUAUCGCGCUGUUCUGAUAAUGCGCGAACGGCAUGUACUUAAAUCUCGUAACAAAAUAGCUUUUUCUUGCAAUUAUCAAAAUCGUAAAUUGCAGCGUUUAAAUAACCUUCAUGCCAACAAACGAGAACACCUUAAAAACUACGAUAAAGUUAAAAAAAAUGUACUUACACAUUCACAGAGAUAUUUUCUAGCAUUAGCAUAGCAUUUUCCUUUAAAUUAUUUACAACUCUUCAAUGCCUAAAACGUUUAAGUAUUGUACAGACUUUUACUUUUAUUUAUUGCUAUAUUAAGAGAAAUGUAUAGAUUAUACAGUUUAGAGAGUAAGAAAUGUGUAUUACAUUUGUAGAGAUAGUGCUUGGAUACGAAUUUUUUUCUAAUAUAUCUCCAUAAACAGGUAUAAGACUAUCAAACAAACUUCCAAUGUUUUCUAUGACUGUAGUUAUAAGAGGAUUAAGUGAAAACUGUUUUUUAUAUCAAUUUAAAGAUUAUUUGUAAAUUUUAAUAUCUGGUAUCUAUCAAUAUUACAACUAUAGACUUCACCGUUCAUCGAUUUUAAUUUCUUCGUUCUACGUAUACGUAUAACAAGUCACGUUUAUUACAUUUAUGAUUUACAACUUGCGCUUGUUUUGACGAUGUUUAAGGUGUUUCUACAUUGUGCAUCGAUAUAUAAAUUUUACGUAAAAAAUUUAUGUGUGCGUAAUGCCAGAUUCAACAAUCAAAAUGAACUACAAUAGUGACAAAUUUCAAAAUACUCACGUAUGUGCAGAAUUAUGUGUAGAAUUAUGUGUAAAAUGAAAUAAUCCAUUUUGGCCAACAGGCAUACACGUAUUUUUUUUGUAUAUUUCGUGUCAAACAAUACUGCAAUUUUAAAGAAACCGUUUGAUGGGAGUAAAUAGUACAAAUAAACGCUCGUACAUUCCUCUGCAAUAAAUAUUGUCAAAUUCUGCAUGAUUCUCGAAUGCGAUCGUAUUUCGUGAUUUAUUCUAAAUUUUGCAAUUGCGUUAAUCGUAAAAUUUUAAUACUGCCAUGAUUAUUUCAAUGUAGUAAAGAUAUUAUUUAUACUUGGUUUGAAUAUCUAUGACGAAGAUUGAUUUCAAUGGCUGUAUUUUAAACGAAUUUAUGUGACAUUUAUCAUCUGUUAUUGUAUUGUAAUAUAUAUAUAGUAACGUUAUAUAUACAUAUAAAAAUAAAAUCACUGUAUAUAUGUUAUCUUA
Molecule: messenger RNA, 3528 nt
Organism: Cataglyphis hispanica
Lineage: Eukaryota; Metazoa; Arthropoda; Insecta; Hymenoptera; Formicidae
Gene: MYPT-75D
Product: protein phosphatase 1 regulatory subunit 16A-like
Exons: 9
Coding region: 195-1949 (584 amino acids)
Cellular component (GO): cytoplasm
Molecular function (GO): phosphatase regulator activity; enzyme inhibitor activity; protein binding
Source: RefSeq, a predicted model, not a curated record